GAGCUCGUGGACAAGACCUGCGCUUCGAAGGCAGCUGGCCCCGCACCUGGAGGCCAAGCAGCGCCCAAAACGCCACCAAGGCCUCCCCUCAAGAGAAAGAGGCAAGAUGGCCCCAAGCCUCGCAGCGACCCGCCGGACACAGGGGCGGCCGCGGAACCAGCCACGUCCUCUGCGGAGGCACGGCCUGCCGACGGACCUGGAGCCACGACUCCACCUAGGGCACGGCCGGGCGAAGGCAAGAAGAGAAAGAAGAAGGAGACGAGCCGAGGCACCCGAACGGCCAGCCUCAAGAGCCUGCUGCAGAUACCACCGGCUGCCGGCGCUCUACCUGACUACCAGCCCUUGGCCCGGGGACCUCGUGAGUACGGAACCUGGCUGGAGAUACCCUCGGACACCUUCGAGGAGCGGCCCUGGGCCCUUGUGCUCUUUAGCGGCAGGCGCCGCAAGGGGGACCUCCCCAACUGGCUCGUUCACUUUGGGUUCAUGGUCUGCUGUAUUGACCUGGUGGCCGACCACCCUUGCAACGCCCUGGACGAGGCACAAUGGACACCCCUAGAGAAGGAUGUCAACGAUGGUCACUUUGAGGUGGUUUGGGCCGGCACGGUUUGUGGCACGUUCAGCCCGCACGCGAAAGAGGCCAACGUCCUCGUUGAGCGCACCUUCGACAUUCUGUCAUUGACGUGGGACGAGCGCAAGACCUGGGGCCUGGAGAACCCCGUCCAUGGCAGCGACAGGCCCGAGCUUUGGCAGAUGCCACUCGUUCGCCAGCUGUCCCAGCUCGACAGGACAGCCGAGGCAGUGUUCGACCAAUGUCGGUUCGGCCUUGCCACUGUUAAGCCCACCAAGGUCCUCUACAGUGCGCACGCCAAGGGGUUGGAGGAGGUUCGCGGGCUCCGCUGCGACCAUCCUCGCGGCACUCAUGGCACAGUUGCCGGCCAGAGGGAGCAGGGAGCAUCCGGCGCGCAGUGGGCUUCGAAGGGCCAGGGCCAGUACACGCCGCAUUUUGCGCAGGUCGAGGAGCUGAUCGCCUUCCCGAAGGACAAGACGGACCGCGAGCGGGAGAACGCCGAGGCGCUGGGCGGCAUGCGCAACCCGCGCGCUGCACUCAGCCGGCUCCCGAGGUCACGCCGGGUGCGCAGGGCUAUCCACAAGCUCCUGCGCCACACCUUGGCGAAGUGGCCAGAGCUCGUCGAGCCAGCCCGGGCUAUCCUUCGAGGAGAGGAGCCGAGCGACUUCGACACGGCCACCGUCGACUCGUCCGCCGUCCACACCGUCCUGGGCAGGAGCGACAAAGUGAAAGCCAGGAGGAGGACCGCUCCCGCCGAGACCCCGCUCAGGGCGGACAGUAAAGAGUCCUGGAACCUGGCCACCGAGGACCCAGACGCGGCCACCCUCGCCAACUGGUUGGACAACGGCGCACCCCUAGGGAUCUCCCAGGCGAUUCCCAGCCGAGGAGUGUUCCCAAAGGUCAGCUCCCACAACGUCACGCCACACUCCCAGCUGGACGCCCGAACCCUGGAAGGAUGGUCGAACUAUCAGUCAGCUGAGGAAGAAGCGGAGACCCUAGAGGAGCUGAUCAGCGACUACGUGGCCCGCGGCUUCUGCCAGAUUGCAUAUUCCCAGCAAGAGGCAGAGGAGGUUUUGGGUGGAAAGCCGGUCCUCAACAAGCUGGGCGUUCUGGUGAAGGAGAAGCGAGAUGCCCACGGCAAGGUGGUGAAGAAGGCAAGGGUCAUUUGGGACCUCCGGGAGUCCUCUGUCAACAAGGCCUGCCACCAAGGGGAGAGGAUUAUACUCCCACGCCUUUGGGAUGUCGUCGCCUCGGCGCUGGCUUCCUAUCGGCGAGGCCGACCCCCCUACCUCGCAGGCGUUGACAUCAAGGACGCCUUCAUGAACAUACCUGCGGGGGCAGACCGACGCUUCACCGUCGCAGCCGUCCCGGGUUCGAGGAACCGGCCUGGCAAGAGACACCGCCUCAUCAUCUUCAACACCUUGGUGUUUGGUUCGGCCUCUUCGCCCACCAUCUGGGGCAGGGCCGCCGCAUGGCUUGGGCGCACGUCCGCCGCGGUUUCCCCAGCCGAUCUGCAAUGCUACGUGGACGACCCCAUCUAUGUCCUGGAGGGUCCUUCUGCAGAGGCAGCGGCCGGAGACCUGUCGGUGAUCCUCCUUUGGACGGCUGUCUGCGGCUACCCCAUCAAACUGUCGAAGGCCACGGGGGGCAAGGAGCUCGAAUGGGUCGGUGCAAAGAUAAGGUGCCUGGACGCUGAGGAGGCGGUUGUGGUUACCCUGCCGGAGGCCAAGAUACAGGCCCUCCUCGCGGACACCAACAGGUUUCUUUCAAAGCCGGUGGCAGGAGCUCGGGAGCUCAGGUCCUACACGGGAGCGCUCUCGUUCGUGGCGGGGCUGGUCCCGCAUUUGAGGCCAUUCCUGGCUUCGUUCUGGUCGGUUCUGUCGAGGCAUGCUGUGACAAGUGAAGGCCUCCCCGUGAAGGAGGCCCGAAAGCUCAUACACGUCCGACGGAUCAGACCAGCGCUGCGCUGGGUUAGGGCCCUUUUGUCUGGCGGCCCCACCAUCGAGAAGAUCUUCUACGCCCGCCCGCCGAGAACCGACUUGGAGAUCGUCACAGACGCUUCCCCCUGGGGCAUCGGAGGAGUGAGGCGGCAUUCGGGAAAGCCGACGGGCUAUUUCUACAGCCACCUCCCGGACGGUGUCCUCAAGAAGUUCGGGGCAGAGCGCGGCCUCCCGAAACACAACACCUUGUGGGAGGGCCUUGCGCUACUGGUGGCGUUUAGGCUGUGGCUGCCUGCGCUCGUUCAUGGCGCCCUCUUUCGGGCGAAGUCCGACAACCUCGGCUUCCUGAAGGCCUUGGCCAAAGGGAGCGCGAAAGCUCCCGACCUCAACGUCCUGGCCCGCGAGUUCGCCUACGACCAAGCAGUCA
This is a messenger RNA of Symbiodinium necroappetens, 2935 nucleotides long. NCBI's taxonomy places the organism in Eukaryota, Dinophyceae, Suessiales, Symbiodiniaceae. The record is from the annotation of a GenBank genome assembly.